Molecule: messenger RNA, 357 nt
Organism: Miscanthus lutarioriparius
Lineage: Eukaryota; Viridiplantae; Streptophyta; Magnoliopsida; Poales; Poaceae
Source: the annotation of a GenBank genome assembly
AUGGCGGGAAAAGAGGAUCCGACGGAGGAUUCCCUCGCGGUUACGCCGGCGGACAAUAAGGCCGCUACCGACCCCGCCCCCACCCUCGACGACUACAGCACCCGCGAUCCCGUGAAGCUGAAGCGCCUUCAGGAGGAGAUCGAGUGGUUGCAGGCCGAGCAGGACGAGUUCUUCCCGUUCCAAGCUUGGGCCCGCGACGAGUUGGACAAGCAUGGCCGCGUCAUGGUUCCUGCGGGCGAGGUUAGCCCUGGCCAGUUUCAGGAAGCCAUUAACGAAUAUUGGUAUGGUCUGCUUGAGGAGUAUGACAAUGGUGGUCAUUCGAAAACUGAGGUUGAGGCUGCCGUGCCAUCCAACUGA